CGCGGGGCCGGCCGGGCAUGAGCGCCGAGGGGCCGCGGCCGCCAGCAGCGCCCGGCGCGCCCGGGCCGUGAGCCGAGCCAUGGACUGCAGCCUGCUGCGGACGCUCGUGCGGAGAUACUGCGCUGGAGAGGAGAACUGGGUGGACAGCCGGACCAUCUAUGUGGGGCACAGGGAGCCCCCUCCCAGUGCCGAGGCAUACAUCCCUCAGAGAUACCCGGACAACAGGAUUGUCUCCUCCAAGUACACGUUUUGGAACUUCAUACCCAAGAACUUGUUCGAGCAGUUCAGAAGAAUUGCCAACUUCUACUUUCUGAUCAUAUUUCUGGUGCAGCUAAUUAUCGACACGCCCACCAGUCCCGUGACCAGCGGGCUGCCCCUCUUUUUCGUCAUCACUGUCACCGCCAUCAAGCAGGGUUAUGAAGACUGGCUGCGUCACAAAGCAGACAACGCCAUGAACCAGUGCCCGGUCCACUUCAUCCAGCAUGGCAAGCUGGUGCGCAAGCAGAGCCGGAAGCUGCGGGUGGGGGACAUUGUCAUGGUCAAGGAGGACGAGACCUUUCCCUGUGACCUCAUCUUCCUGUCCAGCAACCGAGCUGAUGGGACUUGCCACGUCACCACAGCCAGCUUGGAUGGGGAGUCAAGCCAUAAGACUCACUACGCUGUCCAGGACACCAAGGGGUUCCACACGGAGGAGGAGAUUGGGGGGCUGCAAGCCACCAUCGAGUGUGAACAGCCGCAGCCUGACCUCUACAAGUUUGUGGGCCGCAUCAACAUCUACAAUGACCUCAAUGACCCCGUGGUGAGGCCACUGGGAUCGGAGAAUCUGCUUCUCAGAGGAGCCACGCUAAAGAACACUGAGAAAAUCUUUGGUGUUGCCAUUUACACUGGCAUGGAGACCAAGAUGGCUCUGAACUACCAGUCCAAGUCCCAGAAGAGGUCUGCAGUGGAGAAGUCCAUGAACGUGUUCCUCGUUGUGUACCUGUGCAUCCUCAUCAGCAAGGCGCUCAUCAACACGGUGCUCAAGUAUGUGUGGCAGAGUGCACCCUUCCGCGACGAGCCCUGGUACAACCAGAAGACUGAGGCCGAGCGCCAGAGGAAUCUGUUCCUCAGGGCCUUCACCGACUUCCUGGCCUUCAUGGUCCUCUUCAACUACAUCAUCCCGGUGUCCAUGUACGUCACAGUAGAGAUGCAGAAGUUCCUCGGGUCCUACUUCAUCACCUGGGAUGAGGACAUGUUUGACGAGGAGACAGGCGAAGGGCCUCUGGUGAACACGUCUGAUCUCAACGAAGAACUGGGGCAGGUGGAGUAUGUGUUCACAGACAAGACAGGCACACUCACGGAGAACAAUAUGGAAUUCAAGGAGUGCUGCGUCGAGGGCCAUGUCUAUGUCCCCCAUGUCAUCUGCAAUGGACAGGUGCUACCCGACUCCUCAGGGAUCGAGAUGAUUGAUUCCUCCCCCAGUGGCAGCGGCCGGGAGCGAGAGGAGUUGUUCUUCCGGGCUCUCUGCCUGUGCCACACUGUCCAGGUGAAGGACGACGAUGAUGUGGAUGGGCCCAGGAAGUCACCAGACUCGGGGAAGUCCUGCGUGUACAUCUCAUCGUCGCCCGACGAGGUGGCACUGGUGGAGGGAGUACAGAGGCUUGGCUUCACGUACCUGAGGCUGAAGGACAACUACAUGGAGCUGCUCAACAGGGAGAGUGACAUCGAGAGGUUCGAGUUGCUGGAAGUUUUGAGUUUUGACUCCGUGAGGAGGCGGAUGAGUGUGAUUGUGAAAUCUGCCACAGGAGAAAUUUACCUUUUCUGCAAGGGAGCAGACUCUUCCAUAUUUCCCAGAGUUAUUGAAGGCAAAGUGGAGCAGAUCCGGGCCAGGGUGGAGCGGAACGCAGUGGAGGGACUGCGGACGCUGUGUGUUGCCUACAAGAGGCUCACCCCGGAGGAGUAUGAGGGCGUGUGCAGGCUGCUCCAGGCCGCCAAGGUGGCGCUGCAGGACCGGGAGAAGAAGCUGGCGGAAGCCUACGAGCAGAUAGAAAGAGACCUGGUUCUGCUUGGGGCCACCGCGGUGGAGGACCGGCUGCAGGAGAAAGCGGCCGACACCAUCGAGGCGCUGCAGAAAGCGGGGAUCAAGGUGUGGGUCCUCACUGGGGACAAGAUGGAGACGGCGGCCGCCACCUGCUAUGCCUGCAAGCUGUUCCGGAGGAACACGCAGCUGCUGGAGCUGACCACCAAGAAGAUGGAGGAGCAGAGCCUGCAUGAUGUGCUGUUCGAGCUGAGCAAGACGGUGCUGCGCCACAGCGGCAGCCUCACCAGGGACCCUCUGUCCAGCCUCUCGGCGGACGUGCAGGACUACGGGCUGAUCAUCGACGGGGCAGCACUGUCCAUGGUGAUGAAGCCACGGGAGGAAGGCAGCAGCAGCAACUACCGCGAGCUCUUCCUGGAGAUCUGUCGUAACUGCAGCGCCGUGCUGUGCUGCCGCAUGGCGCCCCUGCAGAAGGCUCAGAUUGUGAAGUUAAUCAAAUUUUCAAAAGAGCACCCCAUCACCUUAGCCAUCGGUGACGGCGCGAAUGAUGUCAGCAUGAUUCUGGAGGCCCACGUGGGCAUAGGUGUGAUUGGGAAGGAAGGCCGCCAGGCCGCCAGGAACAGUGACUAUGCGAUCCCCAAGUUCAAGCACCUCAAGAAGAUGCUGCUGGUCCACGGGCACUUCUACUAUAUCCGCAUCUCGGAGCUUGUGCAGUACUUCUUCUACAAGAAUGUCUGUUUCAUCUUCCCUCAGUUUCUGUAUCAGUUCUUCUGUGGCUUUUCACAGCAGACCCUGUACGACACUGCGUAUCUGACCCUGUACAACAUCACCUUCACGUCGCUCCCCAUCCUCCUCUACAGCCUCAUGGAGCAACAUGUCAGUGCUGACGCUCUCAAGAGGGACCCGACGCUCUACAGGGACAUUGCCAAGAACGCACUGCUACGCUGGAGAGUGUUCAUCUACUGGACCUUCCUGGGAGUCUUCGAUGCGCUGGUGUUUUUCUUUGGUGCUUACUUCAUGUUUGAGAACACAACAGUGGCCAGCAAUGGCCAGAUCUUUGGGAAUUGGAGCUUCGGGACGCUGGUAUUCACAGUGAUGGUGUUCACAGUGACGCUCAAGCUGGCGCUGGACACACACUACUGGACCUGGGUCAACCACUUCGUCAUCUGGGGCUCGCUGCUCUUCUACGUGGUCUUCUCCCUACUCUGGGGUGGGAUUCUCUGGCCGUUCCUCAGCUACCAGAGGAUGUACUACGUGUUUCUGUACAUGCUGUCCAGUGGGCCUGCCUGGCUGGCCAUCCUGCUGCUCAUCACGGUGAGCCUGCUGCCUGACGUCCUGAAGAAAGUGCUGUGCCGGCAGCUGUGGCCCACAGCGACGGAGCGGGUCCAGAAGCGUGCGGAGCGCAAGGUGCCGGGCGGCGACAGGCCCCUGCUGAAGGACCUCCUCCCGCGGCCGAAGCGCCGUUAGCCCGAUGCUAGGUAACGCUGUGGCCGCGCCCGCUGGGCACUAGGCCGGUGUGCUGUGGCUUUCAGACCGCACCCUCUUCCUCCAAAGUUUUGCUGUGUCUGUGCCGUGUUGGGAGCCGAGGCGCACGUGGAGAGAAGCACCCCUUGCCCACACGCACGCACUUGCUGUGUCAGGUAAGUGCCUGGCUGAGGGAGCUUCCUGCGUGCCCCACCUGAAGGCUGGCCAGCCCCAGAGGACGCAGCACACGGCCCUCAGGUACUCAGGGCACGGCAGCAGUUGUCCUCAUCGCUGCUCUGGUCCCCUGGGCUGGACAAGCCGGCUAGCACCCAGUGGAGCCCUGUGUAAAGUGACUUUCCCUGGGCGUGUCCUGCCUGGCUAAGCCGGAUGGUGUCGUGUGUGUGGGCAUCUUCCCCAGCCUCACUGGCUGGUCAGUGUGGACUAACAGGUCCCAUGCCAGCCAUGAUCAGUGGGAUGUGGGGCAGGCGAGCCUGGCCUCUGCCCCACAGCUGGUGGCUCACGAGCGGGUGGUGGGAACGGGAUCACAUGGAGGUGCCCGGGACUGAGGCAUGGCCUGAUCCUCUCAGCAGAGCGUGCUGUGUGGGCUUGGCAUCCCUGGAUCCGUCCCCUGGCCUCUGCGCAGCCCUGGUACCCUGGCCGCCUGGACGAUGCAAGAGCCGUGAGGAAUGGACACUCCAGCGCACCUGAGCUCAGACCUGUGGCUCCAGGCAUCUGGGCGGGAGUCGCUGUGUGAUGACUGUCACUCCCAAGUGUCCAUGUGGGCCCCAGUGCCCAGAAGCCGAGGGGAGGGUCGUGGGGAUGUGCUUGGACACACUGCAGACUGGACAGCACUGCUGGCGUCUCCUGCACUGGAGCACAGAGUGGACAGACUGUGUGUGCUACAGCCGUGACGCGGGCUCUGCCAGGAAUUCCGAGAGGAGCAGAGCCCUCGGGGCAGGUGGCUGCGCAGCCAGCUGCUGGCUGGGCGCCUCUCUUGCCUCAUCUCCCUCGUCCCAGCAUCCCUGGGGACCACAGGGGCCUGGGCUGUGCACUUGUUCUAACAGACAUGUGGCCACAUCAGGCUGUGACCCGUGUCUACUCCCCCAGACCCACGGCUGGCCUAGGUGUCCCCACCUCACCUCACAGGGCAGGCCCAGCUGUUUGCACACACACUGGCCGUGUGCUCGGAGUUCUCACUUCCCUGUCCACGUGGACGGGGGCUGAGCCCCUGGCAGGGAGCGGGGUGCCGUCAGUCACCAUCAGGGAAGUGUUCGUCGCACGGGGCUGCGAGGGUGGGACGGCUGGGGCUCCUUGUCCUGGCCAGGGGACAAGGCCAUUUCCUGCCCCACACAGGCAGGCCCUGUGUUGGUGCUGGCCCUGCUCCCACCCCCGUCUUGGGUGACCUGCCUGACAUGGUCAGCUGGUCCUGAGGGAGUGAUGCGGUCCCAGGGUCCCCAGUAUCUUGGCCCAGGUGUCAAAGCUGUGUGAGGGGGGACCCCAGAGAGCAAGGCCAGGGCUGAGCAGCAAACCAAAGACAGGGUACCCAGCGGCCCGCAGCCCCGCCCGCAGGCAGCGCCAGGCACAUUUUACAGCCCCACCCCAGCAGCCACGCGGAUGCGGCCGUGGCCCCGCCCAGAGGUCCUAUUCAGUUCACAGAUUCUUUGUAUGGUAUUUUUUUAGAGAUUCUGAAAUGCCUUCGCUGUGGAGUAUUUUCAUAAGUGUUUCUAUCUUGUUCUGUUGAGGGUUUGCUGUUUUGGGUUCGAGUCUGUCCUGCAGCUCUUGUCCUUGUGUUGAAAUCCUGGCCGCCCUGUGCCCGCGCCCGGCUCUGCAGGCCAGCUUCUGGCAGGCGUGGCCAGUGGCAGGGAGGCUACACCGUCUGCUUUUUCUGUUUGUUUCCUUCCUUGAGCCUUAAGCCACAGGGUCCCCGCCCACCUGUAUCGCACAGAUCCACCCUUGGCCUCUGGUGUGGAGGCCACGAGUGGCUGCACCCUGAAGUGUGAGGAGCUGGGGGCGUGAUUCAGCAAGGGUGCCUGAAGGCUUGCCACGGGCGAGGGCCCGAGGCCGGAUGUGGAGGAAGAGGAGCGAGGCCAGGGACAGCCUUGGCUGUGGUGAGGAUGGAGGACGCACAGCCCUGGCCUUGCCUGGAGUGCCGUCCCGGCGCUGCACCGGACCAGGGGCCAUCGGAUCCGUGCUCCGGCCGUGCGUGUGCAGGCUCACCACAGGCACCCCGCCCUGCUGCCUCAUUGCUUGCACUCUGCCCCUCCAGGCCAGGCAGGGAAAAGCACACACCCCGCUGGCUGCAGCAGAGAGGCCGUGGACCCAGGUGGCCCGAGCAGGACCUGCACCCACCCACGGGCCCUGCUGCCGCGAGGCCAGGAGUGAAAAUGGGGCACUAUCCCAUGGCUUCCUCACCUGGGACGACCUUCAGAGGCGCUGGAGGACGCCCCUCUCAGACCACCUCAUUGCCCCCGUGUGCCUCAGCUGUGUCCUCCACGUGUCCUCCGGGAGGGUCAAGUGUGGGCCUGGCCAUGUCUGGGCAGAGCUUUAGCGGCCUGAGUCACUUCUGCAGGAACUAAAGAUAGCGCAUACAGCUUUAUUUCUACCUUCUAAGUAAGAGUUUUAUUCACAUACAUGACACGAGGUGUGUCUGCUUCACCCCUGAAAAUGUCCCCUUCCACGCCGCGUGACCCCAAGACGAGUGUGGGCAUUUACUGUGAACGGCACACUGCAGCCGCCAUCUGUACCCACGUUUAUUUCCCAGUUCCUGGGCCGUGCCACGAGGCAUGUCUGACCCAGGCACCAUUCCCUGCUGUGACGUGAACUCGCCAUCGGACUGCCAGUCAGGUGCCAGGUCUGUGAGGAGUGCUGCUGUUGACUCCUGCUCGCAAGUGUGACUUGCCGUUGGUUCUGUGGCACUGUCCUGCAGCUGACCUGCGCAGGAGGUCUGAGCGUUUGCAAUAAAGGGAAAACCUGUUUCUGUUUAUAAA
Molecule: messenger RNA, 6468 nt
Organism: Ochotona curzoniae (black-lipped pika)
Lineage: Eukaryota; Metazoa; Chordata; Mammalia; Lagomorpha; Ochotonidae
Gene: ATP11A
Product: ATPase phospholipid transporting 11A
Exons: 29
Coding region: 80-3484 (1134 amino acids)
Biological process (GO): phospholipid translocation
Cellular component (GO): recycling endosome; plasma membrane; trans-Golgi network
Molecular function (GO): ATP hydrolysis activity; ATPase-coupled intramembrane lipid carrier activity; ATP binding
Source: RefSeq, a predicted model, not a curated record